Molecule: messenger RNA, 1730 nt
Organism: Molossus molossus (Pallas's mastiff bat)
Lineage: Eukaryota; Metazoa; Chordata; Mammalia; Chiroptera; Molossidae
Gene: TMEM234
Product: transmembrane protein 234
Exons: 5
Coding region: 36-458 (140 amino acids)
Source: RefSeq, a predicted model, not a curated record
CGCCCCAUCGUACCCGGAAGUGGAUCAGCGUUGCCAUGGCGGCGUCUCUUGGGCAGGUGCUGGCUCUGGUGCUCGUGGCCGCUCUGUGGGGUGGCACCCAGCCGCUGCUGAAGCGGGCCUCCUCCCGCCUGCAGCACGUUCAUGAGCAGACCUGGGUCCGGCAGUUGCUGCAGGAGAUGAAGACUCUCUUCCUGAAUAUUGAGUACCUGAUCCCCUUUUUCCUCAACCAGUGUGGCUCCCUUCUCUACUACUUCACCUUGGCAUCAACAGAUCUAACCCUAGCUGUGCCCCUCAGUAAUUCUCUGUCCAUCAUCUUCACACUGAUUGUCGGGAAGGUCCUUGGAGAAGAUAUUGGUGGAAAACGAACAUUUGCAGGCAUGGUGCUCACCAUGACAGGAAUUACACUUUGUAUCACAAGCUCAGUGAGCAAGACCCAGGAACAACUGUCUACCCUUUGAGUGGGCCAAUGCCACCCUCCAGUUCUGCUCUCUUCAGGAAGCCCCUUGGACCAGGACGUACAGCAAUGAACAGAUGGACCUAGCACUUCCUCCCUGUGAGCCUCAGCUUCCUCAUCUCUUAUGGAGAUAAUUGCUACCUCAUGGAACAAGAGUGAAAGGGUUUUGUAACCUUCAAGAGCUGUUCAACGUUUAGCACAAGAGACUUCACACUCAGCCUCAGCAACCUUUCGGCCCCAGCAGCUCUCUUCCCCCUGACACAUCAGGCCUGCUGUCCCUGUUACUAUGGCCUGAUAUGGACUGUCACAGCAGCAGGGUCGAGGGACUGCAGAACCCCAGCGGCAUGGAGAGGGCCUGGUCCAGUCUUUGAGCCAGGAAUGCAAACAGGAGGCCUCCAGGACUCAGUCAGAAAGCCUUAGCUGGCAGUGGGGGAAACUGAGGGGAGGAAGUUGCCUCAGAAUGGCAGAUGUAGGAGAGAUAAGCUGUCUGUUAGCCUUGCAAGUCCCACUCAUGAGGUGGGUGGAAAUCCUCAACUGUUUGCCCCUCUCAAACAGAUAAACACCUGUGAGACCCAGCACUGCCUUACGCCGGCAUUUGGUGCAAUGCCUGGCAAGUAGUAACUUGUAAUAAAUCUGUAGUAAACAGAUAGAGGUUAGUAAGUAUUCUUUUAUUGUGACACAGCCACUCCCAAGUCUGUGGUCUCUCCCAAGCUCAGCUGGCUACUCCUUUCUCUGGCCAGAGAACCCCAAGAGGAAUGGCCUCCAGGGCUAGAGCUGCUCUGCUCAGAGAGCAAAGGAAGACUGGGGAGGGUCUGAGGGGGCCGAAGCAUAGCCUAUGAGCCCGGGGAGGCACGGGUUCCUCUAGAACAGGCUGCUGGGGGCGGAGGAUAAAAUGUGGCUGCAGAGUGGUGGUCCCCACUUCCUGGCUGGGGCUGCUGGCUCUCAAGAUGGCAAAGCAGGGGCUGUGGAGAUAGCUGCUCCAGCCCCAGGCUGGUUUUCCAGGAACAGGGCCUCUUCCACUAUCUGUGCUGCCCUCUGGAGGAGGAGGAAGGCCAUAGAGAGGGGAACCAUCAGCAUCUUAUAUCCACCCUUCAGCCCUCAGCUGUUUCCCAACCCCAGGAAAGAAAGAGACCAGGCCUGUGUGACUCAGGGGCUGAGCAUUGACCCAUGCACCAGGAGGUCCCCGGUCAGGGCACAUGCCCAUACACAGGUCCAUGCACAUGCCGGAUUGCAGGCUCAAUCCCCAGUGUGGGGUGGGCAGGAGGCAGCCAAUCAA